Molecule: messenger RNA, 3718 nt
Organism: Epinephelus fuscoguttatus (brown-marbled grouper)
Lineage: Eukaryota; Metazoa; Chordata; Actinopteri; Perciformes; Serranidae
Product: protein PERCC1
Exons: 2
Coding region: 1620-2465 (281 amino acids)
Source: RefSeq, a predicted model, not a curated record
AACAGAUGAGCACAAAUGUGUGAACUUCCCAUUUUUUAGAAACAGCUGCUAAAAUUUUAAUAACUGGACAAUCUGACUGAUUUAUUCAGUAUUGGAAAGUCUUUAUAUGUUGAAUUGAACAUUUGCUUGUAAUAUACACCCACAGAUUUUUAGAGAGUAAAAACCUCUCGGCCACAUUGAAAUAAAUUUAUCCCAUUAGCUAGUACAGUUCAAGACAGAAAAGCUACUUAAAAAUUAGUUUGUCUUUUUAUAACUUUCAAGCUAGAUUAGGGAUUCAUCAGGAUCUUUGGGCAAAUAAAGCAUCCAAGUCAUGUUUAGGGGAAAUUACGUUAAGAUCAUACUGUAGGAGUCUGAAAAUAUAAGAGUGAUAUUGUAUAUUUUCCUUAUUAUCAGAAAAAAAAAAGGCCAAAACCAAAAUUUAAUUGAUCCUUCUUAACACAUAUAUUGUCUGUGUAGCCAAAGCCGCAUUCCUUUGUUGCCCCAAAUGUCUUAAAAUCACAUGAAUGAGCCACACUUGCACUGAGUGACAUGUAGUUUAUUUUGAGUUAAUUCCACAUACACCAUCCUGCUGUUGUAAAUAUUCACCAGAGCACCAAAUGUGUAUUAAUCCACAGCUGAAAGUAGACCCUAAUGAGCCCUAUUUGAGUCUCAUUUGCUAAAAAACUGCAGUGCCUGGCUGUUUUAGGAAGUUUAGGACUUGUUUUUUAAGAGUCUUAAGUUUGUGCUAAUUGGCAUUUGGGCUGAUGCAUCUUUUAUGAGAUGUGUUAACACUAACAAAAAUAGGAAAUAACACAAUCCUUAUUCUUUGAGAUGACAAUUCUAGGCUCAGUAGGUUUCAGUCAAAGUGCUAAUCUGCUCAUCGGGCAGCUCGAGGGUGCUUUGCUCCGCUCUAAAACUUGAUCUGUUGGCACCUGCGUCUCUCCUCUAACAGCCUUUUCAGAAUUUUUAUUCAGCAAGUGAGCCAAUAGCCACAGGUAAAACUGAUGGUGUGUCUGAGCAUGCUAUCAUCUUACUGAAGACGAGGAUUGGCAGUUUGGCAGGUUGACGAGGUUGACUCUUGUGAGUCUGAUCUCAUGUCGUGAUGCUUCCCACUUAAAGAACAUUAUAGUGCAUCAUGUUCUGAGGAGAGCUGCGUCCGCCCCGGUUGUAUCUCAGUCUGCUGAUGUCAGUUCAGAGUGUUCCCCUUUAGAAGUCAAAACAGCAUAUGAUUUGAUUUCAUGCUCUUUUAUCCUUUAACUAGUCUGAUAACAGGGACGGGAAAAAACAACGAUGUGUGUGUGUUUGGGCGUGUGUGUAUGUACAACUACUCUCCAUCAUCCCCUAGCAGAGGAUCCAUUAGCCUUGGACCCCCUCUGCGGUUGCCCGGUGAUAAAGUAAACAAAGUGUGUUUGGCCAAUCCGGCAUGCAAAUAUUUGUUCUGGAAGCUGCCUCAUCCGACGGGAGAGACACACGCGUCUGCAGCGGUGUGCUGAGGUAUAUAUACACUGACAAUCCUGACGGUCCAGUAUUACAUAUGCACACACACACACAGAAAAGUGGAUCCAUCAAUGACCCAAGACGGACCUCUGAUUUAAGCACAGAUUCAUCUGAACCUGGCACUUAAGUGUCAAUGAGCCAACAUGGCAGCAGGCGUCAUCAGAAGCUUCCUUGUCCAGGCCCCGACUCCAGCCUACUACCCCCUGAUUUUCCAGCACUCUCCAUGCAAGGAAGAUGAAGAUGUGGAGAUUCUGGAGGAAAAGCCAGAGGUCAGAGAAGAUGAGGAAGAAAGAGAGGUCGAGGAGGAGGAUGAAGAAUCUGAAGCACAGGAGGAAGAGGAGGAAUGUUUGGACGAGGUUUUCUUAAAUCCCACCCACCACACUUUGGAUGUGACCAAGCAGCUGCUGAGGUUUGCAGAUCUCAUCAGCCGUGACGUCCAGCGGUAUUUCGGUCACUGCUCUGGUGAUCAAGAAGCUUGUGACAUCUACAGCGACUCGGUCUCUGUCGCCACCAGCGGGCGUCUGCGUUACUAUGAUGACCUGCUGAAAAUCGCAAGAGCAGGAAGUCCAGAGGAGCAAGAAAGCAGCUUGGCCACUUGUGCUGAUGAUCAAGGAGUUGGGGUUGCUAAGGGCAACAGCGGUUUGGGGCCCCUGGCUGAACUGUUCAACCACAGGGGCCAAAGUCAGGGCCGCAGCCGGCCGAUGAUCAAGCGGCAUCUCCCGCUCAGUUUCUGGACUGAGCCGAUCCCCUGCUGCUCUGUGGUCAGUUUCAGCAACGCACCUGACGUCACACACACAAACAGUGACACACUUUCACAGGACAGCACACACACAGACGCUAACACGCACAUGCACUACAACGCACUUCCACAUCACAACACACACACCCUCGACAGCGCUCAGCCGGACUUCAGUGACCUGCUGGCGAACUGGGAUCCAAACCCGGAGCUCACACACACACUGACAGAGAACACACACAUGCAGCAUUAAACACAGAAACACACAGACACACUGACGGAAACAGUCACACUCACAGCUUUAUUUAUCUUGUUUUCAACUUUAAUACUUUCAAAAAGUUUAAUAAAAACAGAAACAAAUCGAUGUGUGUUGUGCACAGUUUUCUUCACUGCAGCUCAUCAUGUAUGUGAUGUCUGUUUUAAAGGGUCAGUUCACCCAAAUUUCACCCGAGUUUCUGACGGGGGAGACUUUUCACUCUCUGCCGUACUUCCUAAGAUAACUUUUGUUUGAUUAUUCUAACUAGCAGCAGAUGAAAGAUGAAGGACUCUCAGCUAUAGAUAAAUAUGUUUUGUAUUUCGAUUUUUUUAAAUAUAUAUUUUUAUAUAUUUAAAGGUCCCAUAUUGCGAAAAUGCAUUUGUGUUUGUUAUAAACACAAGGUUGUACAAUAAAAGCCAUGAAAAUGUGAAGUUGCCUACCACUGCCAUUCCUCUAGCUCCCUCAAAAUCAGACCACCUUGUAGCUUUACAUGCCAGUAAGAUUCUGAUCCAGUUUCUACGUCAAAACCAGAUAACCAGUCGUCAUAGCCCUGCCCCUUUCCAGAGAGGUGUCUCAUUGCGAGACAAGAGCCAAGCAGGACAAUGUAACCAUGUCACCAAAAACUGGCCUUGAAAAAUGGAUUAUUCCUGGUUGCAGUGCAUCAAACAGAUCAGAUGUAGCAGACAAUUGGAUGGAUUUUAUUUUUGGAAAGUUUCCUGGACAUGUCCAUCUUUUGGGGUGUGUGUCACAGCACAUUUUACCCCAGAGUGCAUACUCAAUCGGGGCUAAACGCUAUUGAAAUUAAUAUCGAAGAAUGGACCCACUCCAUGAAUGUUUGACAAUGAAAAAUGGAACUGUUUUCUGAAAUUAGGUGAUUUGUGAUUUAAGUCACAAACGUUUUGCAUUUGUGCAGAAACACCUCAUGAGUUGGUAGGCACAAUGGAAAAAAUGCUAUAGUUACAAAAAAAUAAAGUAACCAAUAGAAACAAUUUGGACAUUUGAUUUAAACAAGAACCACAAAACAUGAACAUUUAAUAGAAUAUCUGCUCAUUUUUUAAAAAACCAAAACAUUUUUAAGCAAUUCAUUUGUAAAUGCCCACUGGCCAUUCAAAAUAAUAAUAAAUUAACAAUAUAAACAUUAUUUUUAUACUUUCAAAAAUAGUUUUUUUUUUCUUUCAAAACACAGUUACAGUUACAAAUCUUAAUUUUACAAUUGGUUGACAUGUGCCAACCAACUCCACUCACAUUUA